AGGUGGUGAUCGAAUCCGCGCACAGAGAAAUAUUUCUUCGGGGAUAAUUCGAUUCGCUCGCUCCUGUUUCUUUGUGUUACGUUUCAAAGGAUCAUGAACAACUCGCCGCAGAAUACGGAGGUGGCCGGGCAACAACACCGUGCCGGCGUUGAGAACAGCGACGAGGAGGAAUGGAGUGGUGUCGUGGAAUGUGUAAUGUUAUUACAUCGACUCGUGUAUCGAAAGAAUGAUUUUUAUUUGCUGAAACAGCCUUCCUCGAGCAGUUUCUUGUUGCCCAUUUCGAGUUGUUUUUCGUGGUCAAGGAAAUUCUGUGGAUUGCACAACGCUGUGCUAGAAAGAUCAAAGUCAGAUCGAGUAACACGAGCGGAUGAAGACAGACGUCGUCGUACCAUUAUCGUUGAGAAGAAAAAUGGCACAUACGGUUUCACGUUACAGAGUUACGGGAUACAUUACAAGCGAGAGCAGGAAAUCGAGAUGGUCACGUAUGUUGAUUACGUGGAAUACGAUGGACCAGCGUUCAAAGCAGGUAUGCGAGAGGGUGACGUGAUACUUUCGAUAAACGGCCACGAAAUGGACAGAGCGGAUCAUAAGACAUUAGUCAAUUUCAUAAAAAACUGUGAUACUAGAAUGCGAAUGGUUGUAUCUUUUGAAGAUUGUGUAAGAAAAGUGGAAUUGCAUAUGCGUUAUAUUGAACUACAACGUGCUCUACAAUCACGCCUUGGUGAGCUAGAAAGACUCUGUGAGAGGGAACGAUCUAUUCUCAUGGGUCGAUGGAAAACCCAUUCACUGCCAGCCCGUAAAAGAACGCCUAAUAGUGUAAUUACUAGUAACGCUAAUCAACCAUCACCAUCGUCAAGUUUCAAUUCUUCUACAAUUCAAUGCUGUCGACCGGCUACAUCUACGGAACAUCUGUUAUUUUACAAUGUGUUUCCAGAUGGACGACCAUGUCUAGUUCCUCGAAACACCGCUUGCCUAGUAACGGUAGGGCCUCCCCGUUCACGAAGCGAUCAUCAUCAUUUUCUCUCGAAGAUGUCGAGCGAAUCAGGAAUGACUGUUUCGUCACGACAUAGUUAUCAUCAAGCAAACGGAAUGAAUAGCACACCGGCCAAAUCGAAAUCGCACAAAUCUUGUCAACAACAGCAACAACAAUCUAGUAGUGGUGAAAAUCCACUUCCUCUUCACCCUCCUCCGCAAAAUAGUUUAUGCGUUGCUUGUAUUUCAAGUGCCAGUCGUCGUAGAGAACAAUCAGAUAGCGGCAGUUUAGACGCAUACGAUUUAGCCAGUCCAUGCUGUGAUCCUAAUUGUGUACCUAGUCGUAGACGUCGAGAAAAACAAAGAAGAGCGAAGAAUGAACAAAAUCAUCAUCAGCAACAGCAGCAGCAACAACAACAACAGCAGCAGCAGCAGCAGCAGCAACAACAACAACAGCAGCAACAGCAACAAGUCCAGCAUCAUCAUGUACAAUCGAACCAGACACAACAGCAACAACCACAUGGUACACAUAACUGCUCGCGCACAUCAGGACAUAGUUUACAUUCUGUUACCAGCAGCGAUAUUUCGACCGCAGCUGAAAGCGUAGCCUCUUGCUCAACGAGCCUAAGCACGGAUACUCUCUAUUGGGAUCCAAAUGUACAUCAACGACCACCACCGUGCCUUCAGUAUGCCAAACCAAAAUCCUGGGACAAUCUGACUACCAAGGCGUUCGGUGGUUACGGUUUCGGAUAUGGUUAUUUGGAUACGGCUACUAUAAAAACGCAUAGCGCCGAAAGACCAGGAAAGAAUGCGCAUGGACGAGCGAAAACGCCAACUGGUACUGUUCAAAGACGAACAAGUAGUGGUACUACAUAUUCGGGCAGUUCUAGCAGACACUUUCAGCCAACUAAAUCUACCGAAAGUUUGUUAAUACCGCCACCAUAUCAAGGCGAGUUAGAUGCCAGUUUGAGUUGUGAAUGUUUAGAUGGGCCAGCUCCACGAUGUAUGCCGGUUAUUCAAGUGGAGAAACACAAUCGACAAGAGGAAGGUGGAUAUAUUAUUAGUACGCACGCUCAAAUUCGACAUCGUCGAUCUAGCCAUUCGGAUGGGAAAUUAAGGGCACUAAAUAAUUCUGAAAUGACGCGUCUGUAAAUCAUUCUUUUCAUUGAAAAUUGUAUUCUAAUAAAGAUACUCAUAUAAUUAUUAUAUGUAUCAAGUUCUGAAUAACGACGACGUAUUUAACGUAUAUCGUAUAUCGGACUUGUUCGCAUUUAAAUCUUUAUAUUCAGCUUUAUAUCGUGACAUUAUUAUAUUCUCAUCGAACGAUAAAGGAACGGACCAUCGUUUUUGAAACUUUUUGGGACAUAUACGAUUCGUUAUGAUUUUGGUUAACUAAAUUAUCAUUUGACCAACGAAUGGUUUUCUACUAAUAUUUCCGGACAAUAUGAUAAAGGAUAAUAGAUAUGUAAAUGUUCAUGGCGCUUUUUAAAUCUUUUUUAAAUUUUUAUCGAUAGUUGAUUAUAUGAUUGGUUAAAAACAGUUGUAAACUGUGAAAAACGUUAAUAGUAUUAUUAUCGUUAUCACGAAAUUAAUAAAUUAUCAAAGCAUAUUAUUUCGAA
Messenger RNA from Apis dorsata (giant honeybee), 2591 nucleotides. RefSeq names its product probable serine/threonine-protein kinase irlA. Lineage: Eukaryota; Metazoa; Arthropoda; Insecta; Hymenoptera; Apidae. Bases 94 to 2124 code for a protein of 676 amino acids. Gene Ontology annotation, molecular function: protein binding. The transcript is spliced from 5 exons. The record is from RefSeq and is a predicted model, not a curated record.